Aethina tumida (small hive beetle) is the source of this 2356-nucleotide messenger RNA. RefSeq lists its product as uncharacterized. NCBI's taxonomy places the organism in Eukaryota, Metazoa, Arthropoda, Insecta, Coleoptera, Nitidulidae. Bases 341 to 2278 code for a protein of 645 amino acids. The transcript has 8 exons. The record is from RefSeq and is a predicted model, not a curated record.
AUACAUAUAUUGAAAUAUAAUAUUUGUACACAUUGAAAAAUCAAAUCAUAGUGUUUAUAAAUGUUUCCAAAAUUAAGUUUUUGCAUGUCAUCUAAAUUUAUAUUUAUUGCAAUAACAAUAUUGUUUUUAACCCGUGUUUCCAAGUUUUAGUGCAUCUACUGUAUACAAAGUAACUCGUUUCUGUACAGUUAUUAGGUAUUUAUAAUAUAAUUAAAAUUCCAUUUACUAUCAUCAAAGUCGACCAAAUUUAAAAUACGUAUUGUUAUUGUGCAGGAAAUAAUAAAACAGUGCGUAACUUAAUUAAAAAUUGGAGUUCAUUGUGACUAUAGUCAAUGAUACGAUGACUUACAUUAUUGUCACACUGAUUGUUCUUUUACUUUUAAUCAAAUUGGUGUUAUUAAUUAUAACUAAACAAUGCAAAAGCAAAGUGUGCUUAAUAGGUAAAACUGCAAUUGUAACUGGUGCAAAUACAGGCAUUGGCUUUGAAACGGCUUUAGACUUUGCACAUCGUGGUGCCAAAGUGAUUCUUGCAUGCAGAAAUCCUGCGAAAGCCGAAGAUGCUAGAAAUAGAAUAAUAAACAUCACACACAACCCCAAUGUUGUAGUAAAAUUUGUCGAUAUGUCUUCCUUGAAGUCGGUUAGAGCUUUUGCCAAAGAGAUAAACCAGAACGAGGAAACACUUGAUAUUUUGGUGAACAAUGCAGGGGCUGGAGGAAUGGCACCCAAAUUAACUGAAGACGGUUUAGAACUGACUAUGCAAGUUAAUUAUUUUGCUCCGUUUUUACUGACAGUUUUACUCACAGAUUUGUUGAAGAAAUCAGCUCCUAGUAGAGUAGUAAAUGUGUCUUCUUACAUGGCGAAAUUUGCAUGCUUGAACCCGAAUGAUCUGAACAAACGAACAGGAAUUACUAUGGCGUAUUCUAAUUCAAAACUGUGUCAAAUUUUCUUUACGAAAGAACUUGCAGCUCGAUUGAAAUCUUUUAACGUCUCAGUCUUUUCCGUGCAUCCCGGUGCUGUGCGAACAGAGAUUUUCAAACGGAUACAAGGUUUUAGAAAAUUAGUACUAGACUUUUUCUACAAUUUCUAUUUUAAGUCAGCGGAAGAAGGUGCACAAACAGUAAUUUAUACUGCAGUGGAAAAUUAUUUGGAAUCAUAUACUGGGGAACAUUUCAGCGAAUGCCAGGUUGUGUCUACGUAUAAAACAGCUCAGGAUAAAAAUUUACAGAAGAAAAUAUGGGAAAUGAGUCAAAAGUUGGUUCAAUUAAGACCAGACGAGUUUCAAACGAAAAUGUACGGAAUUCUAGAGUGGAUAUUAUUAAUUUUGUUCAUAUUUUUUAUUGGAUCAAUUUUAAAUAAAUUUUUGUUUGGUGUUUGUAAAAGUUUUAGUUGUUUGAUCGGCAAAACUGCUAUAGUUUCUGGAGGAAAUUCAGGAAUUGGAUUAAAAGUGGUGAAGUCAUUAGCAUCCAGAGGAUGCAAAGUGAUAAUUGCAGACAAAGACAAUGCGGAAGAAACAGUUCUAAAAAUAAUCAAGGAAACCGAUAACCCGGACAUUAUUUAUAAAUAUUUAGAUUUGGGAUCGUUUAAUUCUGUAAGAAAAUUUGCGAAUGACAUUAUAAAAAGCGAGAAAAAAUUAGAUAUUUUAAUCAACAAUGCAGGAAUCAGUUUUGGACACGACAAAAUGUCGGAAGAUGGAAUAAAUCUUCUUAUGCAAGUUAAUUAUUUUGGACCGUUUCUACUCACACAUUUACUAAUUGAUCUGCUUAAAAAAUCAUCUCCAAGUAGAAUAAUUUUUACAAGUUCAAAUUUGUCACUACGAAAUAAUAUAAAGUCAAGUAAUUUGACAAAUCCAAAAUUAAAAUUCGAAUUUUUCGAACCGACUAACCUGUUGAACAUAUAUGCUAAUUCAAAAGUAGCUACGAUCAUCGCUUCCAAUGAAAUAGCUUCAAGAUUAGAAGGAUGCGGAGUAACUAGCAAUUCUCUUCAUCCUGGCAUUGUUAAAACGCCAAUAUUUAAAAAAGUUGAGAAUGUAAAUUGGUUUUAUUUGUUCUUAUUGAAUUUGUGGAAUAAUAUUUUUGCGAAGAAUUCAUGGGAAGGUGCACAAACAACAUUACAUUUAGCCAUGUCUAAAGAAGUUGAAAAUACAACAGGAAAAUAUUUUUCGGAUUGCAAAACGCAUUUUACUCCAUAUAUAACUAAGAAUACAAAAUUUUGCAAAACACUUUAUGAAGAAUCACUGAAAAUUGUUGGAUUGAGCGAAAAGGAGAACAUUCAGGAUUAAGUUACUUAUUGUCAAAAAUUGUUUUUAUUUAUAAUUGUAUUUUUUUAAUGUAAAAUAUAUAUGUAUUUGUACAAUUCA